Messenger RNA from Anthostomella pinea, 834 nucleotides. The record is from the annotation of a GenBank genome assembly. Lineage: Eukaryota; Fungi; Ascomycota; Sordariomycetes; Xylariales; Xylariaceae.
AUGGAGGUCAAUCUGCAAUCCAUCGAAGACACCAACUUGCUCGAUCUGGAAAGGGCAAUCUUCGACGUGCUCAAGGCUACCCUUCGGUACCCAGCCAAUCCGCAAGCGAAAGCCGUCAAACUCACCGACGACAUCCGCUUCUUUAUCAACGCAGCCGAGCAAGGAGCGGGAAUUGGUGAUACCUUCUGGUAUGUCUGGGGUGUGGUUCUUGAUAUUGUCGGCUGUGUGCCACCGGGGCAUGUUUGGCAAAUCAGUCUGGUCCAGGCCCUGGACAAUCUUCGUCACCGUGAUGGUCCUAUCUCGGAAUACGACGAGCACCUAACCUCAUGGUCAUGGCAAGACCUCCCCGUCCUGUCGGCUUCCGUGAGAGAGAAAUGGGAUGAUUCGACCGGAACCGGCGAAGACGUAGGCGAGGAGGAAUUUGCGAAAUGGAAGAACUUGAACUCCUUUAUUGCUCGACUUACGUAUACCGGAUUUGCCCCUUGGCUUAACCUGCCGAUCUGGCAACUACGCGAGGCGCUCGAGGAACCACCAGUGAAAAGUGCAGCAAUGAAUUGCCGGUUGUGGGUGGCGAGCGAGUGGAUCCUCCAUUGCGCAGAUGUUAUUUACGAGGAUAUGAAAACAGGCUCUCAGCUCGGUGAGAGUACCGCGCGGUCGCUUAGGACAGGAUCGCUCUGCGACGGCGAAACUCCGCUGAGCCUUAAGCGAUGGGCUUUUUGGAAGAAGCGGUUCUCGGAGCUGAGGGCCGAUGCUGACAGUCUGGGGCUUGAUAGAGCCAUUACUACUUAUAGGAUGACGCAGGCCUUGGAGGCUAUGGACGCAGUUGAAGCAUAG